This is a messenger RNA of Amyelois transitella, 1102 nucleotides long. RefSeq lists its product as uncharacterized. The coding region runs from base 133 to 507 and encodes 124 amino acids. NCBI's taxonomy places the organism in Eukaryota, Metazoa, Arthropoda, Insecta, Lepidoptera, Pyralidae. The transcript has 4 exons. The record is from RefSeq and is a predicted model, not a curated record.
CUCCACUAGCGUAAAACAAAAGAUCCCAAUUAUUUCUGUUCCCGCGGGAAUUUCUGGAAAUCCUUUUUUAGUGCUCUCCUAGGUAGACAAGUACACUGCUGGCAAUAUUUCACAAAGUUCAGAGAUCUGGUGAUGACUGGAACUGAUAUGGAACAGCUUGCUUUACACAGCGAAUAUUAUUUUGGCGAUUGCAGAAGGUCGGGUAUCAGAUUGUAUACCUCGGUGCACAUACAGAACAUUGAAGUUACUGGAAAAAUUAUUAUAAGGGGCUGGAUUGACGUCAAACGCAUACCCACAUGCAUUGUGUUAAGGGGUUAUGCACCUAACGAGCACUUGUUCAGAUCAACUUCAUACAAUUUUCAAAUGUGUGCCCCACGUAUCUCGUAUUGUCAUAGCAAGCGACAGUUCAGAUACUAUUAUUACGAGUGGUAUAUACCUUCAAAUUAUAAGGGUGGUAUGGAUUGGGACAUUUUAUUUUAUGGACCGCCCUCUUUGGUUUGGCAGUAGAACACUUGUAUUUCUUUACUAGAGUCUAUUUCUUCCUCUUGGCUAUAAUCCCAGAUCCUCGCCGCUUUGGAGAGGAGCCUGGAGUACGCCGUUGGACCGUAGAUCCUGGAUUGGGUGAUACAAGUUUAUAGAAUAGAUUUAUUUUCAAAAUUAUCACUUAUUGGCGUCACAUCACUUAAAUCUAAUUAUAACUACUACCGCUUCCAAGGCGCAUGCGUAGAAGAAGCGGCGGAACAAACUACACUGGAGCAUUUUCAUCGGAUGACAUUGAUAUACAAAUAUAGAUCUCUUAUAUCUAAAUCGUGGACGAAUGCACAUUGUCUACAUUAAAAACAUGAAUGAAUGUAGAACUAGUACUACUAUAAACGAAGCGACUCCCAUCCAACCUUCGCAACCUUUGCAGGGGAACCUAACCCGUAUUGGAUCAUAUGGUUACAAAUCCAGUUGCCUGAAUGCGCAGUCCUCACGAUGCUUUUUCUCAACGUAAAAGCAUCGGUUAGUAUUCAAACUAAUGUACAUAACUUCGAAAAUUGUCGUUGGUACAUGGCGAAGUUGGGAUUUGAACCAGUGCCUUUAUGUGCACCGCGCAUUUUAA